AUGACAAGUAAAGUAAACGGUAAUAUGGACGAGUGGGUCCGGGCCCCUCCUCCGCCAGGAACCUUUUGCCAGAGGUUUGGCAAUGUGAUCUACAAUCCUGAAGAGAACAGCAUCUUGGGGAGAACGCCGAAACGAUGGGGUAUAAUGCUGACAUUCUACAUGGUGUUCUAUGCAGUCCUUACAUUUCUCUUCGCGCUGUGUAUGGGAGGGUUAUUUCUCAGCCUGGAGAAAACCCAACCUACUUAUUUACUGGAAGACUCACUUAUCGGUGCAAACCCUGGAGUGACACACCGGCCUAUGCCUGAAGACCCCAUGCUGCAUAUCAAAGUGGGUAAUAGCAGUUUCCACCAGCAGUACAUACAAGAACUUGACGAGUUCUUUGAAGAUUACAAGAAUGAAGACUGGUGGUUGAAAAAUAAGAACUGCACAUCCAAAGAUAGCUACGGCUUCCCAGACAGUCCCUGCAUAUUUGUUAAAAUUAACAGAAUAAUUGGUUGGAAGCCGGAUUUCUAUAACGUUACGGCGUUACCAGAAGAUAUACCAGAGGAUCUUGCAGAAUUUAUACAUAAUGAAAACCCAUCAGAACAAAAUCAGGUAUGGAUAUCAUGCGAAGAGGAGAAGGCUAACGAAACACAUAUGGAGUAUCCCUGGGGCCGUGGACUGCGGGCUUCGUUCUACCCCUUUUCUAUCUUGAAGGGCUAUAGGAGUCCCCUCGUCGCUGUCAAAUUGACGCCCCCUGUGAACCGUGUCGUCACCAUACGCUGCAGAGCUUGGGCACACAACAUCAUCUAUAACAAGAGCCUCAAAGAACCGUCUGGCUACACUCGUGUGCAGCUGUACAUUGAAGACAAUACAGCUGAGGAUACCACAGAACCGCAUACUUAA
Molecule: messenger RNA, 885 nt
Organism: Arctia plantaginis
Lineage: Eukaryota; Metazoa; Arthropoda; Insecta; Lepidoptera; Erebidae
Source: the annotation of a GenBank genome assembly